Messenger RNA from Suillus subaureus, 647 nucleotides. RefSeq lists its product as uncharacterized. Bases 97 to 438 code for a protein of 113 amino acids. The record is from RefSeq and is a predicted model, not a curated record. Lineage: Eukaryota; Fungi; Basidiomycota; Agaricomycetes; Boletales; Suillaceae. The transcript has 2 exons.
AGUACUAGUACUAAGGUAUAUAUGUGCUGUAUCGUCCGGUUUGUACCCCAGUGGUUGUUCUCCAGACGCUGAGCAACGUCCUUAGGUGGCGUGAAUAUGAUAGCGGUUCUCCAGACGUUGAGCAACAUCCUUUGGCUGCUACUUUCAAUUUCAAUAACGUCAUUAUCAUCUUCAACCCAGGGGACCAGACCCCAUACUUCGACCGACGAUCACGAGUCACCCAAUCACAAGGAGUCACUUCAGAUCUUGCAUGAGAUGGAGGAUACGACGGGCAUAGAUGCACAAGCUCUCGGUGCCUUCCAACCGGGGACGGGAAAUGCCAGAGAGAAGCUUCAAUGGCAUCUACGCAUGCCACGACUGUGCCAGGCGGCUCCUCCAGGAGAUCGUGGCGGGGUCAGGCGAUAUCUCUCUCCUCGACUGGGUCGGACGAUCCUCUGAGUUCAAUAGUGGUACUUCCAGCUGAUAUUGCGUCAUAUGCAGCUCCUCCAAGUGCCCUCCCAUAUCUGUCUGAAGACUGAGAAUCAGACAGCGGUCUCUUCGCUUGCAAUAUGCCGUCGCCGUUGAUCAGGUUUCGAAACUUUAUACCCUGUUGGAGAACCUAAACACUACUCGCUUUGCGCACCGCAGACUGCAUUUGCCUUGCAUCU